Molecule: messenger RNA, 633 nt
Organism: Oldenlandia corymbosa var. corymbosa
Lineage: Eukaryota; Viridiplantae; Streptophyta; Magnoliopsida; Gentianales; Rubiaceae
Source: the annotation of a GenBank genome assembly
AUGAAACCGGUUACAAUAGGAGGAAAUCCAUCCCUCUCAAAUGCUGCUAUUGAUGCAGCCAAAAAGAAAACCAUUGAUGAUGCCAAAAAUCCAGUCACUUCCACUGUUCCUGUAGCAGAGUCGCGGUUGCAAGAGGUCCCUGCCGGUGAAGCUUCACUGUCCUUGGAUGUUGAAGCUGCCGCGCUAGUUGCUGUUGCGGAACCGCAGUUGCAAGAUGUGUUAGCCGGCGAAGAAUCAAUUGUUGUUGUUGACGCAUCUGAUGAUACACUUCCGCGGUUGCAAGAAAAGGAUGCUGCAUUUUUUCUCGUGCCCCUAAAUCAACCCUCAGAUGAUCAGCGAUCCAUGGAUGUCGCUGCUGCUACUGAGAGUUCUCCACACUUGCAAAACAUUGAUGAUUGUCCUUUAGUAUCAAAGGAUGCCGCCAGCAAUGGAGGGAAGAAUUCUUCAUCAGAACGGCGAGAAUCAACGGUGGAAACAUCGCGGCCUCUUGCUGUACAACGGAAUCCCAUGCCUCCUACACAGCCUUCUCCAAAAACCUGCAAUGUUGUGGCUGCUGUCGAGAAACAACAACCACCAAACCUGAUCGAUACUGCCAGAAACGGCGGUGCUUCAUCGCCGGAAAGAAGUCGAUGA